Molecule: messenger RNA, 1118 nt
Organism: Panicum virgatum (switchgrass)
Lineage: Eukaryota; Viridiplantae; Streptophyta; Magnoliopsida; Poales; Poaceae
Exons: 4
Coding region: 260-661 (133 amino acids)
Source: RefSeq, a predicted model, not a curated record
CGUGCGAGCCAUCUUGCCGCUUGAGGCAGCGCUGACGGUUCGCACAAGACACAAUCACACAGCCAGCCGCCCGCUGCCCGCGCUGUGCUCUCACAACUCACAAGUCACAACCAGCCGCGCCGCGCCACACAGCCCGCGGCUCUCCGCGCGACGGGUGCGAUGCGCUGAUGCGCAUGGCACCUGCACUUCUGGCUUCAGAUGGAUCUCACUCUCCAUUUCUCCAGACUCCAGCAGACCAGCCCGCGGGCUGUUCGACGAAAUGCGCGGCGGACAAUACCCCGACCUUCUUGUCCGACGAGAGCGCGUUGCUUCUGAAUGUUUACGAAAAUCACACUGUCAAGUAGGAGUAAGUCGUGAGAUGAACGUGGGAUCCACGAACCAAGACAUAGACCAAACUAGUUUCUCCGGUAUGGAUUGUCCCAGAGUUCUCAACUUCGCUUGUUGCCCAGGGCGGUUUGAAGACGGUGAAAGGUGGAUGUGGGCCCCACAUGUUGGUGACCUGAACUCCUCCAUGAUCAGGCUGCUCCGGCACAUCCACAUCUCAGCUUCAGAAGGAAACCACACACCCAGUUUCCUCCAGUCAAGCGUGAGUCCAGCUCAGAACCUAACAAUAAUGAUCAACUGGAAAACCUCCGCCACAUGGCGACUGGCCUCGAAAUGAUCCAGGUGUGGACAAGUCUGGCAACCUUGUAGACCUGGCCUGGUUGAACUCUCUGACGCAUCGAAGAUUCGUGUGGUGUGGAACUGGAGACAGCUGCUGCCUAGAGAAUGGCCGGCCUUUUUUCUCAAGUUCCUGGCAGAAAGGCACACGGUUACGUUUAGAAAUGAGGUUGCCGGGAAGACCAGAACAAACUACUAGUUUUUUUUUUCCUUUCUUUAAUAUUCUAAAUUUCUAAUGAACUGCUAGUUGGUGUCAAGAAAACGUGAUCAGUAUGCUAAGGCAGGAGUCUUCUACUCAAAUAAGAGAAUCGUUGCAAAACUUUGUCUUUGACAAAGGAUUGGCUGAUGAUGCAUAUACAUCCCUGAAUUCUGGAAAGGUUCUCUAAACUUUCUAAACGGCUACUAAAAGGUUGCGCUUGCAUACAGAAUGUUUCAGUGAAUUUAAUUAUGUAAAAAAA